Molecule: messenger RNA, 2386 nt
Organism: Saccostrea cuccullata (small rock oyster)
Lineage: Eukaryota; Metazoa; Mollusca; Bivalvia; Ostreida; Ostreidae
Product: probable serine/threonine-protein kinase pats1
Exons: 5
Source: RefSeq, a predicted model, not a curated record
GUGAAUGUCAUAACUAUUCGCAGGAAAUUCGGAAUCUAUUGUACAGCAUACUGUUAGUUGACAAAUAUCAGCUGAAUCUCAAUGAACAAUCACACAGAAUCAUAAGGGACAAAAUCAGAGACAGAUAUUUUCCUGAUCUCACGGAAACGUGUUCUGUAGAUCUUCCCGAUGGAAUUAAAGAAACACGUGACGGUGUGAUAACAUUUAUAUCAGAUAACAUCCGUCAUGACUUCAUGUACGCCUUUGUAACGGAGUGUCUGGUAGAGGACAGUGAUCUGGAGUUUUUUCUAACCACGGCCUCACGUUACGUGAUAUCAGAAUACUGCAGGUCCUGGGACUAUAAGGGGAGUGAGGGAGAGAGAUGUCUGUAUAUACCGGCCCACCCGAAGAAGAUGUACGACCUCUUUAUAGAUAAACUACAGCUGGAUAUCAUCACACAUUGUACCGUGUCUGACAGGGUAAUUCAUGACAGGAUCUGUAACAUGUUGAAAGUGCCAGGAGAAAUAUUGAAAUGGGACCAGAAAGCCAGAGAGCGGUACGUUCAGUACGCUGAGAGAGGGGGAGUACAGGAAGUCCAUCACGCCCGGGGAAUGAUUGUAGGAUGUGCUUGGUCGGGGAAGACCACGCUACUGAAUCGUCUACUGAAGCGCAGUGAGAAUGAAUUAAAGAAAAUAGAGUCAACAGAAGGAUUAGAGGUCCACGAGGAAGUAUUUGAAAUCUGCGAAGAGGAAGGAACACUCAAAGUGAAGAACGAUAUCAAUGAAUCAAAUAAAAAAAGAAAAGCAAAACCAGAUACUUGUAACCAGAAAACACUUAGUUUCUAUGAUUUUGCGGGACAAUGUGCGUACUACGCCUGUCACCAGAUUUACCUGACCAGGAGAGCUUUCUAUGUUGUGGUGGUGGACGCCUCUAAACGUCUUGACCAGAAGGUGAAUAAGAAAGUGUGUGACCAGGAAGAUACUGUUUUUGCAAAUUGGGAGUACAAAGAUUAUUUUCUAUUUUGGAUGAAAUCCAUCCUCACGUAUUGUCAUGGGCAAUCGCAUAACGAUAAAGACAGUGAUGUUAUUAUUAUCAUAAUAGCAACACAUUGGGACACAUCUGUUUACAAGGAUAAAGCCGAGUUUCUUGAUAGUCUUCAAAGGGUAUUGCCAGCUAAUUCUAACCUUGCCCAGUACAUCAUAGAAGAUUGGUGCUUCUGCAUAAAUUUAUUAAAAGACCCGAUCAAUGACCUAGAAAAACUAAUUGUACAAAUAGUGAAGUAUGGAAAUUGGAGCGAAAAAAUUCCUUCUGAAUGGAUACUGUCUGACAUAUUCCAGAAAGAAAAGCAUAGGCGGGUUAUGAAUCUUGAGGAAAUCAAAACUCUUUUCAGGCAUCAUGGAGAUGAAAAUCAAGUGCUUGAUCUGGCAAAUGAUAUGUUAAGAUAUUACCACGAUGCCGGAAAAGUUCUUCAUUUUGAUGAAGAAAGUCUUACUAAUUCAGUGAUAAUUGAUGUCCAAUGGUUUGUAAAUGCGUUUAAAUUCAUUAUGACAGAUAGGCAUCAUGUAAAGGGAAUCAAUGCCAGAAUGCAAGAUUGGGAUGAAUUCUACAAUACAGGAAAUUUAAAAGAUUCCCUUCUCAAUGACAUAUGGAGAAUAGAAGAUGAAAGACUUUUGAAAACGAAAACCAAAACGUCAUCAGAAGAAAUCAAAUUUGAUGACGAUCCUUAUUUUAUAAUGUAUCACAAAGAAGAAUUAUUGUUGUACAUGCAGAGAUUGGGUUUGAUUUCUAGUGAAGGCGAGACGCACUAUGUUCCUUCCAUGAACAAGAAGGACUUCGGGGGAAAACAGAAGGAGAUAAUCAAGAGGUCCAAAUCAAAGUCCUCAGUGCUUGUAUUCUUGUUUGACUUCUUGCCUUAUUUCUUCUUUUAUCGUUUGGUAGUGGCACUGAUGCAAAUAGAAGAUUGGAAAGUUCUGAGAAGUAAUAACAUCAGUUGCUUGUACAAGGACGCUGCCAUGUUCACUCACAGUGAUCAUGAUAUCGCCUUAGCAGUAACUCCAUCCACAAUACAACUGCAAAUAUUUCAGUCUAUCUCUGAAAUGACAAUGUCCUCGAAAGUAACAUUGUCUAUUCGAAAAACAGUUGAAGACAUACUGCAGAGUGUAACUAAAUCUUUUCAUAAAUGUCUUGCAUACGAUGUGGGAUUCAUUUGUAAUGAAAAUGAAAAUUAUAUUCUUGGCAAAGAAGUUGCUAGCAAUUUUAUUCAAGAGGGUUUGUUGGUAGGAGGAAGGCAGAUGAGAUGCCCGCAACACCAGGUGGAAGAUUUCCACACCAUCAAUCCUGAUUAUCUGCUGGCUUAUUGGAUAUAAGAACCUAAUAGAUAUUAUCGUUUACGAUGUACCUAAACAUG